AUGAGAAUCGCAAACUGGGAGGUGGAUAGAAUGUUGAUAGACGGAGGCAACACAGCCAACAUCAUAUACAUCAGUGCGUUUAACGAGCUGAAGUUGGACAGAAAAUACCUGAAGAGGGUGAGCUACAAAUUCACCGGGUUUAAUGGAUCAGGGCUUACCUCGGAAGGUAUAAUCGAACUCUCAGUCCGAGUAGGGGAAAGAUCAAGAAGGCGUGAUGUCCGGGCAGAGUUCCUCGUGAUAAACUCCCCUUCACCCUACAAUAUGAUCAUGGGAAGACCGCUCAUCCACAAGAUAGGCGGGGUGGUAUCCACCUAUCACCUUGCCAUGGCCUACACAACUAAUGAGGGACUGUCAGCAAAGCUCAGGGGAAGUCAGAAGAUAGCCCAGCAAUGUUACAUAACCGCUCUAAAGCAUCCCGCAAAAACCAGACAACAGCCUGGUUUUGAGAGAAGGCCCGUUGAACAACCUGAGAGGAAGUCGAGGAAAAAGAAGCGUGAAGAGUAUACCAGGGAAAAGGAUAAGUAG
Molecule: messenger RNA, 525 nt
Organism: Chenopodium quinoa (quinoa)
Lineage: Eukaryota; Viridiplantae; Streptophyta; Magnoliopsida; Caryophyllales; Amaranthaceae
Exons: 1
Coding region: 1-525 (174 amino acids)
Source: RefSeq, a predicted model, not a curated record